UUUCUCUCUUUUCCUCUUUUCUACCUCUCUUACUUCAUCCUACUUGGCCUUCUCUUGCUUCUUUUCUUCUAGACUUGUUUAAACGUGCUCAUCAACAGUUUUCUUCUUGCGUAACACUUUACUGAAGCAUUCUCUUAAAAAAUCCCAUUAUCUUAAUAGCUUGCCUUCUUUUAUGUGUGUAUUUUUCUGCCUUUUCUGUUCUUCAUUUAUUUUACAUGUCCAAGCCUGAUCUCUUUGAAACAGUGUGAACAUAAAAAAAAAUAUAAAUAAAAAAGACGUGUAAUACCGUUUUCUAUAGGCACCUUUCCAGUGUGCUUAAUGUAACUGAAGGGAACGGAGACAGUCUCCUUGGGUGAGGCAACAAAUUGAAUCCUGGACACAGCUCCUGGGCUUAGCUGUGCUUGUGGGUCCCUUGACUCCCAUUCUGCUUUCAUCGCAGCAGCAAAAUCUCAGCAAAGGUUUUCUUCGUCACUUCUGGCCCAUCUUGGUAAAUUUAAAGAGGAUUGCCAAAAUAACAGAGUUUAUGAAAGGUGCCAACACUCUCUUGUCAGAUUACCUCUGCAGUCCUUUGACACUUAAGAAGGCAGCAUGGUUUAAUCUUCAGGCGAUCUCUCCUACAACAGAUUCCCGGCGGUUCCUGUGCUACUGACUCUUGGCUGGCUCAGCGACCCCAGCGGGGAAUUUGUAGCACCCAGCCGCUGGCGUCUUCUCCUGGCGGAAGCUCAACCAUUUGAAGAGAAGGGGAGGGAAAAAAAAAUCCCAAUCAGGACGUUUGCACAUGCUGUUAUCUGCUUGCUCGCCUGGGUGUUUUGCUGAGGGACUGGGACAUCUGCAGAGAAGGGGGAGCGGCGGCGGCGGCUGGAGCGUGCCCUGUUCGGGGCUGAAGUUCCUCCAGCGCCGGGGGCUGUGAGUGCGCGCAGCCGGGGGGGCGAGCAGCGGGGCCGGGAUCGCGCUACCCGGAGCGUACGCAGACAGACGUGAUUAAAAUUCAAGCCUAAUGGCCUCUGGCAUAAACAACAUUCAUCAGCCCGGGACUUGCAAUGGAUCUAAAGCCGCUCGCAGCAGCUCGGCAGAGGAAUGCAGUCGGGAAAUGCACAUGAAAAUGUGCAAGAAGAUUGCCCAGCUCACUAAGGUGAUAUAUGCCUUGAACACUAAGAAUGAUGAACAUGAGGACAGUAUACAGGCUCUGAGAGAGGCUCAUGAGAAAGAAAUUCAGAAUAUUCUUGCUGAGACAAGAGAAACAAUUCUUCAGUGUAAAAGCAAAGUUGAAGAAGAACAAUUACUGAGAAAGCAUAUUCAGGCCCUUGAAAUUGCUGUAGCACAACACAAGAGAUUGAAGGAAGAAGCCUUGGCAGAGUUAGUAUUGUGUAAAAAGCAAGCAGAAGAGAAGGAGUCAAGAACAGAAGGGAAACAAGCACAGAUAGGCCUUUCUACAGACACAGUAGAUACCAAUGCAGACUUUGAAAACAAACUUCUACAUUUAAAUAAGGAGUUUGAUGGACUGCUAAAAAAUCUAGAUAAAGAAGUAAAUUUAGAUGAAAAAUGUAGUGUGGAAAGACACACUGUAAUAAAUGAGAUGGAAAACCUGAAGAGCAAGAACCAGAAAACAACUGAAGAGUAUACUCAGAAAACAAGAAAACUGCAAGCCCCUUGUGAGACAGGAAAAGAGACUUUGAAAAAAGCCAUGCAGCAAUCUGUGAUAGAAACAAACUGUCCACAAAGAGAAACAGAACAAAAGAAGUGUCCAGAGCCUGAAAAAGGUUUAUUGCUGCAGCAGGUAAAGAAGCUGGAAGCAGACCUAGAGGAGAAAAGUCAGAAGAUAAAUGAAAAGAAGAAGCAUUCCCAGAAGCUGAAGGAGCAAAUACAGGAGCUCCAGACACAACUAGAUGAAUUUAAAAGAAAAUCUGAGUGUGAACUAAAGCAACUAGAGAAAGAGAAAGAAGUUCUAACUGGGAAACUUCAAAACUCUUCACUUGAGGUGGCUCAGCUGAAGCAAGUAUUAGAACAACAAGCAAAUCAUUUCAAGGAGUCACUGAAGAAACAUAGUCUACAGUCCAACAAAGAAAAAGAGAAGCUUUUGCAGGAUCUUCACAACACCAUCAAAGAAAACCAAAAUGUUAAACUGCAGUUGGAGGCAUCACAUCAAAAAGUCUUAAAAAUGUUGGAGAAAAGCAAGAAUCAGGAACUCAAGGAGGCAGAAGAACGUUUGAAAAAGGAAUUUAAUGAGACUUUCAAGAUUCAACACCAGUCUCAUAGGCUGGAAAUACAAACCUUGGAAGAGAAAGCAAAGAAAGAAUUACAUGAUGAACUUGAGCAGAUACAGAAGCAACAAUCCCUGUUGCUAGGAUCUCUAAGGAUGGAACUCUCUGAGCAACAGACAUCAUGCACUAACCUAAAGAAACAAAUAGAAGAACUACAAACGGAGCUAAGGAGUGUGAAGACACUGAAGAAACAACAGGAAGGAAGUAGCCAAAGCCAGAUCAGAUCUCUUCAUGAUGAACUGGAAAAAUGUCAGAAUGAAAUUUCUGAACUCAAGAAAGAGAAUUUACUUUUGAAGGACACAAUGGAGCUACUCAGUGCUGAAUUGGAGUCACAGAAGCAAGAAGCUGCACAGCUUCAGGAUAGAGAUAAACAGCAUAGAAGACUUAAAGAAUUAGAAGAAAAGUCAAGAAAGUGGGAGUCCAGGCCUGAAGAUACACACCUUAUAAACUGUCUGCAAGACAAAUUAAGUGAGAGAGAAGAGAUUAUCAAACAGCUGGUGGAAGGAAGAAAAUGUCAGCAUUCACUUUCAGCCAACACUGAAUCUUACAGGAAUCGGUCAUUUUCUUUCAACCCUAAUACAGUAUGCCUGACUCCCUCCAUGAAGCAGAAGAAGAAAACGGUUGAGGUGCCCAGUCGUGUUGUCAGUGUUCCAAAUUUAGCUUCCUACGCAAAGAGCUUUUUGAGCUGUGAUUUAAGAUCAAAAAGAAGUGCUCCACAAAUAACAAAAUCUACAAGCUUAGACCGGAGUCCUGGCUGCCUCAGGGUGGGCUCUCCAUCAACACAGUCCUCAGACAGCAGUGCUGCCACAAGGACACAUGGCAAUGAACCACCACAAACCAAAGAUGACCAAAAACAAGACCCUCAGCAUCAAGAAUGGUUUACUAAGUAUUUUUCAUUUUAAGAAAAACUAUUUCCAUGCUUCUCAGAAUUACUAUAGAAGUCAUUCCUGUUUUCUUUUUAGGAAUGAUAAUCCAAUAGAUGAUUUAAGGCAAGAAAAAAAAUGUAAUUUCUAAGUAAAGUCAGAAAAUACUUGCACUCUCUUAUACCUAGUAACUAUGGAGUUACACGCAUGAAUUUCAGGAAAAUGCAUUUUUUUUUAACAACUUCUGUAAAAAAAAAAGAAGAAAAAGUUUGGAUACAGUUAUGCAAAAAUACUUUAUAAUCCUGAGACUGUACCACUCCACAGUUUCAUUAAAUAUGGAAUUUGGAUUUUGAUACCUUCUGUCAAUUUGACACCAGCUGAAAAAAAAUCUUCCUUCUGUACAUUUAUACACUUGCUUCAUCAGCUGUUUAAAGUAAAUUCUUCAUAUAAUAAUGUAAUUUAAAAAGUUUUUAAUGCUUUUUGUUAAAUUAAUUUUAAACUGUACAGCAUGUGGUACACCUUCAAAAAUAGCAUGUUUAUAGCAGGCUGGUUUAGAAAUAAUUUCUUGUUUGCUUCAUAAACUGUUUUGUAUAGUCAGCAUUGCUAUGUAAUAUUCACACUGAAUUUCAAUAUAUGUAUCAGCCUGAUAAAUUAGGAUGAUGUGUAAGUAUGAACAUUAAAGCUUGUAAAUUAUCCAAUUUCAA
Parus major (Great Tit) is the source of this 3828-nucleotide messenger RNA. It is a transcript of the gene FAM184B, whose product is annotated as family with sequence similarity 184 member B. Lineage: Eukaryota; Metazoa; Chordata; Aves; Passeriformes; Paridae. The record is from RefSeq and is a predicted model, not a curated record. Bases 998 to 3163 code for a protein of 721 amino acids. The transcript has 11 exons.